Molecule: messenger RNA, 2277 nt
Organism: Aspergillus versicolor CBS 583.65
Lineage: Eukaryota; Fungi; Ascomycota; Eurotiomycetes; Eurotiales; Aspergillaceae
Exons: 7
Coding region: 1-2277 (758 amino acids)
Biological process (GO): DNA repair; DNA-templated DNA replication; retrograde vesicle-mediated transport, Golgi to endoplasmic reticulum
Cellular component (GO): DNA replication factor C complex; nucleus
Molecular function (GO): SNAP receptor activity; DNA binding; ATP hydrolysis activity
Source: RefSeq, a predicted model, not a curated record
AUGUCAACCAUUUCCGCACUCCAAACUCGGCUGAAAGAGCUAUCUGCUGCUCUCGCUCAAAUACAACCACUUGUUUCUCGGCUACACGGCUUUACUGUAUUUGUUGGACAGGGGGAUGAAGCCCGCCUAGAGCUUGGAGGAGAAAUCCAUUCCCGACUGAAGGAUGCUGAGGAUGAGUUGGAGCUAUUAAAGGACGAUGUCGACGCUUUAGAAACGCCAACAGACUCUAGAAGAAAGGGCGUGGAUUCAGAAAAGGAAACGGAGAAGGAGCGGGUUGUUGCGCUGGGUCGGCGAUUGGCGAGUGAUUUGAAAAGGACACGAGGCGACUUCCGCAACGCACAGUUACAAGCGAAGCGGAAUGCUGAAGUUGCUCGGCGCAAGGAACGGGAACUACUCCUUUCAAGGUCGGAUAGCGUUGAAAGACGAAACCCAGCGAAAGAGAAGUUGACGCAGGAUGAUAUCGUCAAGAAUGCCUCGCGAGAUGUCACCACGGCGUUGAGGCGAACGCAUCAUCUUAUGCAGGCUGAGCUUUCUCGGAGCCAGUUUGCACAAGAGACGUUAGAACAAUCUGGUGCUGCGCUAUCUUCUCUAUCAGAAUCAUACACUAGCCUUGAUUCGCUUCUCUCGUCCUCACGCAACCUUGUUGGUUCUCUUCUGCGUUCGCAAAAGUCGGAUACCUGGUAUCUCGAAACGGCGUUCUACAUCUUAAUUGGAACAAUUUCUUGGCUAGUAUUUCGAAGGCUCUUGUACGGGCCGCUUUGGUGGGUAGUAUGGAUGCCAUUCAAACUGAUCCUGCGAGUUAUUUUUGGUGUAUCAGGGGCUGUGGGCAUCACCAGCAAAGCUAUCGAGUCUUCAGCGACUACUGGGACGCCUGAAAUGUUGGUCCAGGAAACACCAGCUUUAAGUCAUGUACCAGAAGCCAAGGCCCAUGGCAUUGGAAAAGAUACCGUUCCGGACCAGGUCCCAGGAAUGGAAUCGGCGGACCGGGACUGGAUAAUUGAUAAAAUUGGUGAAAUAGUGGAGGAUAAUGAGGAGCAAGCAAAGCUGGACGAUUUUGCUUCGGAGGAGCUGCAAGGAGAGGCGGACAUACCUUCGAAUACCAAGAAGAGGAUCAUGGCCGCCAAUUUCUUCAACAAUAAGGCCCGCGCGGCUGUGGUGUCCGGCAGCUCAAAGCAAAAGCCAACAGAAGGAAAGGAAGAGCAAUCGCGACUGCAACCAUGGGUUGAGAAAUACCGUCCUAAAACACUAGACGAUGUCGCGGCCCAGGAUCACACAACAAAAGUGCUCCAACGAACACUGCAAGCUUCCAACCUACCUCACAUGCUCUUCUACGGCCCUCCAGGGACCGGAAAAACAUCCACUAUUCUCGCUCUCGCCAAAUCCCUCUUCGGCCCUGCCCUCUACAAAUCUCGCAUCCUCGAACUCAACGCAUCAGACGAACGUGGUAUCGGGAUUGUCCGAGAAAAAGUGAAAGGUUUCGCCCGUGUGCAACUUAGCCACCCUACAGGGGUAGAUGCCGAAUACCUUGAAAAAUACCCGUGUCCUCCUUUCAAAAUCAUUAUCCUCGAUGAAGCGGAUAGCAUGACCCAGGAUGCACAGUCUGCUCUUCGCCGCACAAUGGAGCAAUACAGUCGGAUAACCCGGUUUUGUUUGGUCUGCAACUAUGUUACUCGAAUUAUUGAGCCGCUUGCUAGUCGAUGCAGCAAGUUCCGCUUCAAACCGCUGGAUAACUCAGCUGCUGGUGACAGAUUGUCGGAGAUUGCGCGGACCGAAGGCUUAUCACUUGAAGAUGGAGUUGUUGAUAAAUUGAUAACCUGCAGUGAUGGUGAUCUGCGACGCGCCAUCACAUACAUGCAGAGUGCAGCACGGCUGAUAGGAGCGGCGCAGACUGGAAAGAAUGACGGGGAAGAUGAGGAAAUGAAGGACCAAGGGUCUGACACAAUCACAGUUCGAACUAUUGAGGAAAUAGCUGGCGUGGUCCCUGAAAGUGUUCUGGAUGGAUUACUCCAGUCAAUGCAACCGAAGAAGAUUGGCUCGUCAUAUGAGGAUGUUUCAAAAGUGGUCACAGAUAUUGUGGCGGACGGUUGGAGUGCGACGCAGGUUCUUUUACAGCUCUAUCGACGAGUUAUUUACAAUGACGCAAUUCCUGAUAUCCAGAAGAACAAAAUCGUGCUGGUGUUCUCAGAAAUAGAUAAGCGGCUAGUCGACGGUGCCGAUGAACAUCUAUCGAUUCUUGAUGUUGCUCUUAAGAUUUCCGGAAUUAUUGGUGGAUCCUAA